AUGGUGGCGUUAGCAGACUUGCAUGACGACAGAGUGGUGCAGCAGCAUGCAGGGGCUUUCCAGUCUCUCGCCCUGCUCAAGGUCAUGACGGCCCUGAGCACCAAUGAGGAUGCGGUUCAGCCAACACACAGAACUGCUGCGGAUUAUGUCAAGGCAGAGAUGCAACGACUAAAGAGGUUCAACUCGGCGUUUGAGGAGCUUCAAGAGAGGCAGAGGCACUGGGCGAUCCCUGACGAUGGGCUGAGGCGGAAGAUUCGGGCUAAGUGGGCCACGAGCAUCAAGGAGCGAUACAGAAAGAUGCUGCUGCCAUACUGGGAUGACUUGACAUCAUGCAAGUUCUAUGCGUUUACACCAGAAAGAGUAGAAGAAAUCAUUCAGCACACUUUCUUCAUGGACCCUUCUGAAUGA
Molecule: messenger RNA, 408 nt
Organism: Closterium sp. NIES-65
Lineage: Eukaryota; Viridiplantae; Streptophyta; Zygnematophyceae; Desmidiales; Closteriaceae
Source: the annotation of a GenBank genome assembly